AGCGCAACGGGCAAAGACAGUUUUAUUUUGUCCAGACAAGAAAACACGAUCAAAGUUUUACGAAGACUCGAAAACACGAAAAAAAAAUAAAAAAAAUAAAAUGAUGAUCAUAUAAAAGUUAUGGAUUUUUCAAGUCCAUUUUUUGUUGAAAGAUCCUAUAAUCGGAGAGGAAGAGGAGGUGGUGGCAGAGGAGGCGGUGGUAGAGGAGGGCGUGGUGGAGGGCGCGGUGGCAGAGGAGGUGGUCGUGGAGGUGGUCGUGGAGGUGGUCGUGGAGCCAAUAAUGCGAACAGAGGACAAAGGACAAUCGGCUUCGGUUUGUUGAAAGCAUGGAAUCAGCUGGACGAUAACGACGAACUUUUGGUCAGAAUGGCUGCAUCCAAAGAUAUGCUAUUGCAGCUACUCAACAGUCCAGUACUAAAAGACGACUGGAACUUUGAACUUCUUGUAAUAUAUUCGAAAGUCUGUGAAGUUCGACGUAGUCAAAACCAAAUCUCAAUUUUAUCUCUCCUUCAUGGUUGUCAAUACAUGACAUCAGGUUUAAAAAGAAGUCUUAUAAUAUGGGGAUUAACUUGCACAAUGGAGAAGAACAUAACGAUAGCAAAUUCGUUGCUAACAUUAAUUGAUGUGUAUUUCAAGAAUUUCCCUUCGCGUUGCAUGGAUAUGCCGUUAGAUGAACUGGCAGCGUUUAUCAGUGGCAAUUUGAUUGGAGAAAGAGAUCUUGUCCAAAAGGUCAACACACUUACAAGAGCGAGAAGGGAAUUGAUCCAGAAAACACAAGCGCCGGUCAAGAAGCCACCUCGUGAGCAAUUUACAAACGAGCCUCCACCUGACAAUUUUAGGGACAUCCCGACUAUUCCUGAUAUAAACGAUAUUUACCGUGAAGAAAAGCCUUACCUUCGGCCAAUCAAAUCACGCGGAGGUUACUCUAAUGGUGAGGAGUAUUUGGAUGUUCAAUUUCGACUAUUGCGAGAAGAUCUGGUGUGUCCACUCCGUGAAGGUGUGCAGGAAAUAAUUGAAGAAAUUCCACGGAAAAAUAGAAAGCACGCGCUGAAUGUUUACAACAGAGUUCAAGUUUUGUUUCCUCUCUGUACAAAAAGUGGCAUCAUUCAUCGUGUCAGUUUUGACACAACCUAUACUAAAGGUAUACCUUGGCAACACUCAAAACGGCUAAUUUUUGGAUCUUUAGUAUGCCUGAGUAAAGAUCAAUUCCAAACGAUAAUUUUCGCCACUGUUGCUGAUCGAAGUCCAGAAAAUCUUAGGAAGGGAUUGGUUGAUUUAAGAUUUGUUGGUGGACUUGAAACACAAAAUUAUUUUGCAAAAGGAGAAUUGAUGGAAAUGGUGGAGAGCUCGGUAUAUUUUGAAGCAUAUAAACACGUAUUAAAUGGAAUGAAAGAGUUUGAUGGAGAAGAAAUUCCAAUGCAGAGAUACAUAGUCGAAUGUACCUCUGAUGUCAAACCUCCUGCUUAUCUUCAGCGUCGGGAUGUUCUUGCUCCAAGGUAUAAUUUGAGAAGUUCUUUGAAGACUAAACAAUUGGUCGCAGAUUCUGUUCGUAUACUCAAUGAUCGCUUUUGGCCAACAUACGAUCUUACUGAUCUGAACCAAUCACAGUUAAAUGCAUUCAAACAUGCGCUCACUAAAGAGUUUGUAGUUAUCCAAGGUCCACCUGGUACUGGAAAAACACAUGUUGGUAUCAGAAUUGCGGAUGCUUUGUUACAAAACUCACAGGCUUGGAACUUAGACCAGAAAGCUCCAAUGUUGGUUGUAUGUUAUACAAAUCAUGCUUUGGACCAAUUUCUUAGUGGCAUCAUUGAGUUCGGACACACUGAUGUUGUACGUGUAGGUGGGCGAGCGAGUGAGGAAAUGAAAAAAUAUUCACUUCGAGAGGCACUAACCCGUCUAAAGGGAACUAGUCGUCGCCAAAGAAACGAACCUGAUGAUUUCAAAUUCCUUAGAAGAGCAAAAGCACAAUCCUUAGAAGAAAGGGAUAAUCUUAUAGCUGCUAUAGAAAGGGACACAGGAAACAUAAGGGCUUGUCAAAACCUGUUGCAAUCAGGUAACUUAGUCCAUUUAAAAAAAUUGCUAUUUAUUAUGAAGGAAGAACAUCAAGAAGCAUUUGUAACCUUUGAUGCACAUUGUUGGGGCUUAAAGAUAUCUGUUUUUGAUAUAUUUCUUGACAUCAUAAAAAUACCGAUUGACAACAUCACUGCGUUUAAAAUAGCUGAAAACAUUGGCGAUGCAAAAAAUGAAGUUGCAGUUGCGAGCGCAGCUGAUCCUAAAAAAAAUAAUCCUGGUGAUAAUGAAGUUAACGAUGACGAAGUCGACGAGAAUGGAGUGGAUGUUGAAGGUGAAGGAGAAGUUCUGGUGGAAAGAUGGGUUGCUGAUACUAACGAGUAUCAAGUUUUGAAUGUUAAAAAACAAAUCGAACAUGAAGUCCAAGAAGAAAGGGAGAAGAAUAUUUUGGUGGACAGUGACGGCUUUACAGUUGUUCAACCAUCACGUCAGGAAAAGAAAAAUCGCAUACAACGUUUAUUGCGAAGUUAUGAGCCAAUGUCAUCUGCAGAGGCUAAUGAUGUAGAGAAUCCAUGGGAUCUGUCUCUCGAUAAUAGAUGCCGACUGUACAAAUACUGGUUGCAAAAGUUGUAUGAAGAAAUGUAUGAAAAUUAUUCACGUCAAGCUGAGAAGCUUGAGGAAGUCUGUCAACAAGUUAAUGAACUUCAACAGCAAGAAGAUGAAAUAGCCAUGAGAAAAGCCGAUGUAAUUGCCAUGACAACUACUUGUGCUGCUCGAUAUCGAACAGCUCUGCAGAAGAUUCAACCAAAGGUGGUUAUAAUCGAGGAGGCUGCUGAAGUUUUAGAAGCACAUGUGUUGACAGCAUUAAGCGGUGGUAUAGAGCAUUUGAUAUUGAUCGGUGAUCACCAACAGUUAAAACCGAAUCCUGCAGUUUAUGAGCUAGCCACUCGCUAUUCUUUGGAAGUGUCGUUGUUCCAGAGAAUGGUAGAUAAUGGAAUGGAAUGUCAUACACUUGAUAUACAACACAGAAUGCGACCGGAGAUAUCCAUACUUCUUCGGCAUAUCUAUCCGAAGUUAAGAAAUCAUGCAUCUGUGAGGAGCUAUCCAUGUGUUAAAGGCGUCGGUAAUAAUGUUAUGUUCAUCAAUCACCACGAAAAGGAGAAUCAGGUAGCGCACAUGAAAUCAAAAGCAAAUAAACAUGAAGCAGAAUUCAUAAAAGCGCUAUGCUUCUAUUUCUUACAGCAAGGAUAUCAGCCUAGUCAGAUUACAAUUUUAACAGGUUACACUGGCCAACUCAUUCAAAUGAAACAUAUCAUGCCAAAAGAGGUUUUCAACGGUGUAAGAAUAACAGCUGUUGAUAACUUUCAGGGUGAGGAAAAUGACAUCAUUCUCUUGAGCCUGGUAAGAAGCAAUGAUCAAGGAAGCAUUGGAUUUCUAAAGACAGAUAAUCGCAUAUGUGUCGCAUUGUCAAGAGCGAAACAUGGAUUAUUUGUUAUAGGAAACUUUGACCUGCUUAAAGAACAAAGUGUAUUAUGGAGAAAGAUAAUUAAUGAUGCCACGAUGUACGGAAGUUUCGGGAAAUCAAUGAAGCUAUGCUGCCAAAAUCAUACCGAUACAAUUAUAAAUGCAGGAAAUGCUGCAGAUUUUUUGCAAGCUCCUGAAGGUGGUUGUAUACGACCGUGUGAAUUCAGGUUAGAUUGUGGUCAUGUUUGCGAAAAAGCAUGUCAUCCAGUUGAUCCAGAGCAUGUCGAGUACGUAUGCAAGAAACGUUGCCUCAAGGCAACGUGUAACCUUGGUCAUCAAUGUCAAAAGCAGUGCCAUCAUGGGAAAGAUUGUGGUUUAUGUAUUGCUAGAGUGAAGAGAAUAGUACCAAAAUGUGGGCACGUUCAACAAAUGUUAUGCAAACAAGAUCCCACACAAUUUGGUUGUUUGGAAAAAUGCAAUAAGGUGCUUGAAUGCGGCCAUCCUUGCAAAUUAAGUUGCAAAGAAGACUGUCAGAAACAAAGAUGUUUUGCUCAGGUUCCAAAGCUUUUACCUUGUCAACACAGGGUGCAUGUCACGUGUCAUUCUGAUGUUUCAACUGUCAGAUGCAAUUCUCCCUGCAAAGCUAAGCUAGAUUGUGGUCAUAUUUGUUCUGGAACAUGUGGGGAGUGUAAGCAAGGCCGACUUCACAAAAAAUGCUCACAAGAAUGCGGAAGAAUACUUGUAUGCUCUCAUGGAUGCAAAGAACCAUGUACAAAAAACUGUCCACCUUGCAUGUUACAAUGUGAAAACAGGUGUGUUCACAGCAGGUGUGAGAAGAAAUGUGGUGAAGUUUGCUCACCGUGCAGAGAAGCAUGUACAUGGCAUUGUAGGCACAAGGAAUGUACAAAACGCUGCGGUGAAAUAUGUGACAGGGAGCCUUGUAACAGACCGUGCAAAAAGAGGUUACGCUGUGGACAUUUAUGCAUUGGUUUAUGUGGGGAAAUUUGCCCCAAUGUAUGUCGCGUUUGUGAUAGAGAGAAAGUGAAAGAGAUUUUCUUUGGGGACGAAGAUGAAGCAUCAGCACGAUUUAUUGUCCUUGAAGAUUGUCAACAUUACUUUGAAGUUAAUGGAAUGGACAGGUGGAUGCAACAGGAUAAUGGAGACGGGGGAAACGUAAAGAUGAAGGAAUGUCCACGCUGCAAAACCAUCAUCCGCAAGAGUGUAAGAUAUGGAAAUAUUGUGAAGAAUUCAUUAAAAGAUAUAAACGAAAUAAAGAAGAAGAUUAUUGAAAGUGGGAGAUCUGACCUAGCGGGCGUUAAAGAAAACGCUUAUCAAAAAUGUCGAGAUGUCAAUAAACUAGUGCAAGAGAUUCCGUUUUUGGACAGAUUUCGAUUUUUGAACCGCGUUGCUUCAAGCAUGGCUUUAGAAGAAGAUGCAAAUUUUACUACGUUUGCAUAUAAUUUAAAACGCAAUAUUAGACCGCGUGAUAAUCAAAAUAAUGCAUCAGUGCUUGCUACUCGAUUAGUGAAAUCCUCUUUGGGAUACGAAGCGGUGAACGGCUUAUUUCAUCAGGCUGCGAUACUGGAAGCAUUGUGGAAAUUAAAAAAGGAGGUCUUUGAAAACAAAAGUUUGCGAAAUGAAAAGGAUGAAAUCUUAAAAGGUAUGGUGGGGCUUGAAGACUUUAUCAUGUCUGAAAGGAUGAGCGAACAACAAGUUAAAGAUGCAAACGAAGAUUUGGAAAGAAACCACGUCUAUGUAAGUGUUAUUGUUUGUGUAACUCAAUUAAAACAAAAAGAGAAGGACAUUGAAACAUGGAGGGAUUCUCAAGAAAUGGCAGAUCUGUCAACUAAAGCUAGAGCUAUAAAAUGGCUUAGAUUAGCUAAACAUGAAGAAAAUGUUCUAUUGCAAAUUAAAGCAGAAAUAGAAGAAGGAAAAAAAUUAAGGAAAACAAAGAUUAAAGAGAUUAAAGCGAGUGUUGAUGAAAUCAAGAGAAGAUUUGAAUUAGAGGGCUUGGCUGAGCAAGAGAGAAUAAUGAUUGUAAAAGCGAUGGGUCUUGGAAAGGGCCAUUGGUACAAAUGUCCUAAUGGCCAUUUUUAUGCUAUUGGCGAAUGUGGGGGCGCAACUGAAACUGGAAAAUGUCCCGAAUGUGGUGCAGUUAUUGGCGGACGAAGUCACACUUUGGCUGCUGGAAAUCAACAUGCAGGCAAUUUCGAUGGUUCCACUCAUGCAGCUUAUUCUGAAGCUGCAAACAACAUGAUGAACUGGGAUCAAGAAGCAUUGCGCCGCCUCCAAUUGGAAUAAAUUAAUGCAAUUGAACGCCGUAUUAGCUUAAACAACUACAAUUGAAUGCGGUAUUAGCUAAAAGGAAUGGGUACGUCUUUUAAACAAAUAUGACGAAGUUAGUCUGAUUUUUGCACGAAUAAGGAUUGAAUGAUGACUUAUCGGAUGAAGUUUUUGAUUUACAAAAUCUCUUAUCAACAAAAUGUUGUUGAGAAAAAUACAAUGAAGGGAGUAUUCCGAAAUAAGUUCAAAUUUAUAGCGACUAACUGACUUUUCAAGGUUGAGCUUUUCCACUCCUAAGUCUUAAAUUAUAAAACCUCAAUAUGUAUAUAUUUUAUUUUAAGGGAAGAAGUUUUGAUGGAAAUUUAACAUCGCAGGGGGUAAAGUGUUCGUUGAACCAAUUAAUUUUAUUUUCGCAUAAUACACAUUCCUACAAACAUAAUUUUCUGCAAAUAAAACAAUUACAAUUUUCAAAUUUUACUUAGAUUUGGAAAAAAAGCCUUCCCUUAACAUAAUUUAGGAAGUCUUCUUAAACACGAAGUAGUUUAACACAUUGUAGCGUUAUCAUUAAUUUUGAUUUAUAUGAUUCAAGUAUAUUUAUUAUUAAAUGUGCUGCUAUGUUAAAGUUCAAACUGUGUUUUUCCUUUUUAUUUUUUAUUUUUUGAAAAUAGUAAAAAAAAAUUAGUGUCAGUAUUUUACCUCAUUUUCUGGUGCUUUUUGUAUAUGAUUCUCUUAUUUUUGCACGUUAUUUCUUCGAUUUUUUAACGGACUGGCGAAUAAUUUUUUUAUAAAACCAAUACACCUCUGGCUUACCUGUUGACCUAAAAUAAUUCCUCGUGCUUCCGUAAGUGCAUACUGUUUAUAGCAUUCCUAAUGUUUUAUUAUGUUGUUCCAAAUUGACUUUUCUUAUUAACAGGUUGUCAAACCUUUUACUGAAUUUUUUUACAAUAACACAUCUGACCAUGGUUCUCAUCUGUUUUUGCGUCUCGUUACAAAAAAUAACGAUAUUCAAGGCUAGCGUAUAUAUCAAAAGUAAGGCAUUUAAAAUCACGUAAAUACAUAAAAAAAACUUUUGAAACUGUUUCGCCACCUGUUUCUGUUUUAUGAAGUUUCUUUUUAUUUAUAGAAAGUUAUGUAAAGUAGUUCGUUUAUUUUUAAUUGUAAUGAUUGCUCUUUUUGCCUCCAUUGUUAAACAUGUUAUUAUAUUAAAACUUAUCUCGUA
Hydractinia symbiolongicarpus is the source of this 6976-nucleotide messenger RNA. Its product is annotated as NFX1-type zinc finger-containing protein 1-like. Gene Ontology annotation, molecular function: helicase activity; zinc ion binding. The transcript is spliced from 3 exons. The record is from RefSeq and is a predicted model, not a curated record. Gene Ontology annotation, cellular component: nucleus; nuclear RNA-directed RNA polymerase complex. Gene Ontology annotation, biological process: regulatory ncRNA-mediated heterochromatin formation. Lineage: Eukaryota; Metazoa; Cnidaria; Hydrozoa; Anthoathecata; Hydractiniidae. Bases 121 to 5775 code for a protein of 1884 amino acids.